UAAUUGAAGGAUGCAAAGUGUUAUUAUUUGAAUAUAAAGGUGCAAAGUGAUAAAGUCUAUAAUUCAAGGGUGCAAAUCAAAACAAUUGUAAUUGAAGGAUGCGAAGUGUUAUUAUUUCAAUUUAAAGGUGCAAAAUGAUAAAGUCUAUAAUGCAAGGGUGCAAAGUGCAAAUUACCCGAACAAAAUAAGUACAAAUGUAAAAUGGUAUUUCCCCCAAAUAUCAGUUGGUGAGAGGAUCUGAUUCGAAUCUUCGAAGAACAAAAAAAACCCUAAUUCGAUGAAAUUCAAACCUCCACCAAAGCGGAAGAAACUCGAUUCCGCACCUUCUUCCAGCCCUUCUUAUUACACACACGGCGUCGUACCAGCCGAGAAGAGAGAAGUGAAUUUGACCCAUGUGAGGAAAUCAAUGGCUGUCGAAAUUCAACCGAGUAAUGUCGAUCUAAAGAUUCAACAGGCAAAGUGCUUUGCAGUGGCUCAAGCACAGCAGGAUUGUUGCACAGGCAAUUUUAAAAUAUUCGACUCGCCGUUUGGGAAUUAUCUCGUCCCCGUUAUUCCAACCCGUGCAGAACUCGGUGGAUGACUCUCUGCUUGUUUUCUUUUCGAUAUGCUUGAGAAGAAAACAAAAAAAAAAGUGCAAUCUAAACUUCAAAUUUUCAAUCUUGUUUUAGUGUGACAACCAUUUCUGUGUUUGAUUGACUAACAUCCUGAAAUAUUAUUACA
Erythranthe guttata (spotted monkey flower) is the source of this 720-nucleotide messenger RNA. RefSeq lists its product as uncharacterized. NCBI's taxonomy places the organism in Eukaryota, Viridiplantae, Streptophyta, Magnoliopsida, Lamiales, Phrymaceae. The record is from RefSeq and is a predicted model, not a curated record.